This is a messenger RNA of Mycena indigotica, 453 nucleotides long. RefSeq lists its product as uncharacterized. The coding region runs from base 1 to 453 and encodes 150 amino acids. The record is from RefSeq and is a predicted model, not a curated record. The transcript has 4 exons. NCBI's taxonomy places the organism in Eukaryota, Fungi, Basidiomycota, Agaricomycetes, Agaricales, Mycenaceae.
AUGUUCGAACACUUGAUCAAAGAGUUCCCUGCCCUCUCCGAAGAAGACACGGAAACCCUUCUGCCCCCACCUCUGCCACAUUCUGAAGCUGGGUACUUCUAUGGCUACAAAAUCAUGGAUGACUUUGACCGGAAGAACACAACUCACCUCAAACGGGCCUACCAGAUUGAUUCUGCACCGAGCAUGAUGAAUCUUGCUCGGCUCGUUUUGGAGCGGAAUACUGUCCUCGUCCUUCUUGCGGCCUACAGCACCGAAGCAAAGGCCGUCAUCGGCUGCGAAAGCGGAACGGACCGUAUUCCCAAUAAGAUCCUUAGAGAGAAGCUGGAGGAAGAAAUUGGCGUCACGGAGGGUCCGCAGUGGCAUCUGGACGACGGGAGCUUUUUUUGGUCCUCAAAUGCUGUCGCACAUUACCGGUACAGCUGGAGGCGACCACUCAUGCCAGACUCAGAGUAG